GCGGGACAGCAGAGCUGGGGGUCCACAGCAGGAAAGCUGGGGGAAAAGCCCACUGCUGGGGGAAAUGCGGGUUGCUGACCUCGUUGCCGGGAGAAACUAAACCCAGUAGCAUUUUCAAAGCCGGAAGCCACCAUCCAAAUCCAAGGUCGCUGGUAAAACUGAUAACUGCUACACAUUGCAAAGGAUCCCAGAUAAUCCCAGGUUUUGUUUCCCUUUUCCAGGCAGCACAAAAUGGAGCCUUUUUAUCUCUAUGACCUCGGGUUCCUAACAGAAAACAAAGCUAUUCAAAGGAUCCUCUGCCCCAUGGCUGCGCAGCUCUGCCAUCUAAUCCUUGCCCUGGAAUGGGAAGAUGGGAUUUGUCAGGACUUUCCCAAUUUAGGGGAGAAUGCAGAAAAAUUAGCCAAAGCCACAGAAGAACUCGCUUCUGUUGCAAGAAGGUUGGCUGAGGAGUCCAGCGACGAGGUGUUCAAGGAGGAGACGUGUCCCGCGGCCGAGUCCCUCAUCCUGGCAGGGAGGUGCGUGCUGCUGGCGGCCCACAAGCUCCACGUGCAGCCGGAGAACCCUAGCCACAGGGAGGAGCUGGCUGUGUCGGCAAAGAGGGUCUUAACAGAGACAGUGAAGAUCCUUCAGAUGGAAGACGCUGCUGGGGCAAGGAGGAUAAUUCAGGCUGCCAGCUGGCUUUUGGAGUGCUUGAGCGUGCUGCAGGAUGCAGGGGACAUGCCAGGACUGUUGGCUGCUUUCCGGGCCUUUUCCAAGGCCCUGCUUCUGCUGAGCAAUCUGACAGCAAAGCGCCUCAAGGAACUCAGAGAUUGUCCUCGACAGAGGAGAUUGGCCCAAACUUUGCAGCUCCUUCAGAAGUGUGUUCCUUUGCUCCACGCAGCCAAGCACAGUGAUCCUAAACACUCCUGGGAUCAGCAAGUGAACCUCUCCAAAGGCUAUGCUUUCCAGCUGACGGAGAGGACCAUCAAAGAGCUCACUUCCCUGCUUAUCAACAAUACGGGCAGCGAGCAGCCAUGGGAGAGAAAUGGGACCUUCUCCCAGCACGUGAGCAGGCUGCUGGCUCUCCUCUCUCGCCCAGACCCAGUGCAUCUCUCCGACAGUGAGUUCAGUGCUCAUGUGGAAGCGGUCAUUUUCUACUGCCUGCUUCUAGCAGACUCGUCCAGGCCAGAUCUAAAGCUGGACCUGGUAAAACAUUGCUGGGUUCUGCUACAGCUGAGGAAGAGCAUCUGCAGCCAUGUAAGCCAGCAGGAGGGAUGGCCAGGGCAAAGCUGGGGAGAAAGCAGCCUGGAGGAGGAAUGUCACACCAUGAGAAAGGAGGUGGAGACUCUCGACCAGGCAGUGCUCACAGCUACUCUGUGCCAAAUCCUCGACACCUUCUUAGAGGGAAAGGAGCCCCUGAGGCAGUUAGUUGAAGAUGCCCUCAGCCUUGCUGGAAAUGGCCAAGCACAGGGAAUGGUGUGA
This is a messenger RNA of Harpia harpyja (harpy eagle), 1461 nucleotides long. RefSeq lists its product as uncharacterized. Bases 232 to 1461 code for a protein of 409 amino acids. Gene Ontology annotation, molecular function: beta-catenin binding; actin filament binding. The transcript has 4 exons. Gene Ontology annotation, cellular component: catenin complex; adherens junction. Gene Ontology annotation, biological process: cell migration; cell-cell adhesion. Lineage: Eukaryota; Metazoa; Chordata; Aves; Accipitriformes; Accipitridae. The record is from RefSeq and is a predicted model, not a curated record.